Messenger RNA from Capronia epimyces CBS 606.96, 1149 nucleotides. RefSeq names its product actin-like protein. NCBI's taxonomy places the organism in Eukaryota, Fungi, Ascomycota, Eurotiomycetes, Chaetothyriales, Herpotrichiellaceae. Bases 1 to 1149 code for a protein of 382 amino acids. The transcript has 2 exons. The record is from RefSeq and is a predicted model, not a curated record.
AUGGCCGACGGGGGUAGCCUUCACAAUGUUCCUCUAGUACUAGAUAACGGGAGUGGUACGAUCCGCGCUGGAUUCGCUGGGACAGAUCUUCCAGCUGCAUACUUCCCUUCCUACGUCGGCCGACCGAAACAUGUUCGUGCGCUCGCCGGCGCCCUCGAGGGGGAUGUUUUUAUCGGCCCCAAAGCACAGGAAUUACGGGGUCUGCUCAAAAUCCGAUAUCCCCUCGAACACGGGAUCGUCACAGAUUGGGACGAUAUGGAACGGAUCUGGACAUAUGUCUAUGACCAAGAGCUGAAGACCCUGAGCGAAGAACACCCUGUCCUCCUGACCGAACCUCCCCUCAAUCCGAGACAAAAUCGAGACACGGCCGCGCAAAUCCUGUUUGAGCAAUUCAACGUCCCCGCCGUUUACAUGUCCAUCCAAGCCGUCCUCAGCCUUUAUGCCAGUGGUCGGACGACCGGUAUCGUGCUGGACAGUGGCGAUGGUGUCAGUCAUGCGGUGCCCGUCUAUGAGGGAUUCGCGAUCCCAAGCAGCAUACGGAGGAUCGACGUGGCAGGAAGAGACAUCACCGAACACAUGCAGCUUUUACUGAGAAAGAACGGACACGUGUUUCAUACCAGCGCCGAAAAGGAAAUAGUCAGGAUAAUGAAAGAGAAGACAGCAUACGUGGCACUGGAUCCGAGGAAAGAGGAGAAAGACUGGUCACAAGGGAUAUGGAAGAACGAGAAAAGAGACAUUGACUAUGUGCUGCCCGACGGUCAGAAGAUUAAGCUGGGGGCAGAACGAUUCCGAGCGCCGGAAAUUCUGUUCGAGCCCGAAUUGAUUGGAUUGGAGUACCAGGGCAUCCAUCAGAUGGUGGUUGAUGCGAUCAACCGGACAGACAUGGACCUGCGAAAAAACCUAUUUGGCAAUGUUGUCCUGAGUGGUGGUACAACACUGUGCAAAGGAUUUCCAGACCGACUCCUGUAUGAAAUGCAGAGAUUGGCCGUCAAGGACAUGCGCAUCAAGAUAUUCGCGCCCCCUGAGCGCAAAUACAGCACCUGGAUUGGCGGGAGCAUUCUUGCCGGGUUGAGCACAUUCCGGAAGAUGUGGGUCAGCAUUGACGACUGGCACGAGAACCCAGACAUCAUCCACACCAAGUUCACUUGA